AUGGUUGCAUCUGAAUACUCAAAUGACUUAAGACGCGAUCCAGGUUUGUCUAACGAUGAAGACCGCCAUAAGGGCCUCGGAACGUCAAAAGGUCUCUUAAACCGCCUUGAUGAAGAAAAGAUAACCUGUCGUUGUGGAGCAAAACAGCAAAUUGAUCACAUGAAACGUGAACUCCAUCGGAAGAUCCGUUCACUGGAAAGAGAGCGUACGAGUCUGCAAAAGAAAGAGGAAUACUUGAAUUUGAAACAAAGGAAGCUGGCUGAAGAUAGUAAGGAACAUAUGCGUCAGCAAGAAGAGCUCGACUCAUACAAAUUAUAUCUUCAAGAAAGACACAAUAAUAUGUGUAGGAUGUACCAAAAAUGCGAAUCCGACCAAUCAGACAUACUAGAAAAGAUGAAUGAGUGUAUAUUACUAAAAGAGGAGUGUAAGAAAAAACUAAUGGAAUAUGAAACUGCUCUUAAGGAGAUAAAAGAAAGAGAAAUUGUAGUAUCUGAAAAAAUGAGUGCAUUAGCCGCACGAAAAGAAGAGUUAGGGCGUCUAGAAGCUCGCAUGCUACAAGAAAGUGAGCGCAUAAAAUAUGAAAGUGAACAGCUCGUUAUUGCUAGAGAAAAGUCUAAUCAUGAUCUACGUUUACACAACCAAAAGGUUCUCCAGGAAACAGAUCUGCUAGAAGCAAAGAGAGGUAGAAUAAUGGAAAUGGAUACUCAACUUCAGAGAGAGAAAGAAAGGUUUGAAGAAUUUGUAAGAAAGAAAAAGUUGGAAAUCGAAAAAAAACUAAGGGAUGCGACUGAAGCUGCAGAAUGCAAUGCUGAGAUCGCAGAUGAUUUGAAAAGGCGAGAAGAAGCACUAAGAAAGGAAAAGGAAAAUAUCAAUGAAGAAUGGCAUGCAAUAAAGGAAGCUCUUAGAGAACUUGAUGAUGCUAAUAUUCAAGCACGCAGUAUUAAGAGAGAUCUAAAAAUAAGACGCCAAGAAUCAUUUAGGAAUAUUCCUGCGCAGUCCACAAUUCCUAUUGCUCCACAAGGUGUCGAUGCUAGAGAAUACAGUAGGGAUUAUAAUUCUAUACUCAUUGAAAUUAAGAAACUCAGACAACUGGAAGUCGAAAUACAAGAGAAAAGCAAACAAAUCGAAAAGUCUGAAGAAGAACUGCGAUUGGGACAAAUUAAGCUGAAUGAGUUUGCAUCUAAUCUAAAUAAAAGAGAAAUGAAUAUUCAAAAAAGGGAGAUUGAACUCGAAAAACUAGCUAGUACACUUGAUAAAAGAAAAUCAGAGCUAGAACAAUUACAACGCGAUCUUAAUAGCAAACAAGAGAAAUAUAGGCAAUUAGAAAUACAGAUUAACGAAUAUAAAGAACAAAUGGCGCUGCUGUCUAUAGAAAAAAACAGUCUAGAGGGACAAAUGGAGCAAUUUAAUGCGAAAAAGACCACAAAAGAACAAGAACUUAGCGCUAUACAACAAAGAUUGGAAAGGAAAGAACGUGAGAUUAAUGAUAAAUUCAACCAACUGAGAAAUCACAAAGACCAUAUCAACAUGCAAGAUAAACUCCACUCUAUUAAGAAUAUCCCAAACUCUAAUAACAAGGUCUUCUCUAUCGCAACUAACAAAAGAAAUAAAAUGAACCACUUUGCAGAUGAUUUAUUUUAA
Messenger RNA from Theileria equi strain WA, 1641 nucleotides. RefSeq lists its product as hypothetical. The transcript has a single exon. The coding region runs from base 1 to 1641 and encodes 546 amino acids. The record is from RefSeq and is a predicted model, not a curated record. NCBI's taxonomy places the organism in Eukaryota, Apicomplexa, Aconoidasida, Piroplasmida, Theileriidae.